Messenger RNA from Brenthis ino (lesser marbled fritillary), 1254 nucleotides. NCBI's taxonomy places the organism in Eukaryota, Metazoa, Arthropoda, Insecta, Lepidoptera, Nymphalidae. The record is from the annotation of a GenBank genome assembly.
AUGGAUUUAGGAAAUCCUGCUGUUCCUGACGAAUCCAAAGACGCUUUCAGUUACAUAAAUGAAAGACCAGUGGAUGAUAUAUCAUUAAAUUUUUUUUACAAACCUCAUACCAUAACCCUAUUGGCAGUAUCAAUUGCCUCUGUUAUCUAUACAGCAUUUGUAAGGGAUGAAAAUAAUACACAAGAUAACAUUUGGUCAGGAAUUUGCUGUGUAAUUUUCUUCUUCUUAAUAGUAUCAGUACUUACAUUUCCUAAUGGUCCAUUUACAAGACCACAUCCAGCUGUUUGGAGAAUUGUAUUUGGCAUGUCAGUUCUUUACUUACUGGCAUUACUAUUUCUUUUAUUUCAAAGUUAUUCUACUGUUUAUGAAAUAAUGUAUUGGAUAGAUCCAAACUUACGGAAUUUUAAUAUUGACAUGGACAAGGAAUAUGCAGUUAAUUGUUCAGACAUUAGUUUAUCCAGAAUCUGGUCUCAUGUAGAUGUAUUUGCAUGGGGUCACUUUUUGGGAUGGAUGUUCAAAGCUAUACUUUUUAGACACACUGGAUUGUUGUGGGCUAUAUCAAUUAUGUGGGAGAUAACAGAAAUUGCAUUUGCACAUUUGCUACCAAAUUUUUUGGAGUGUUGGUGGGAUUCUGUUAUAUUAGAUGUUCUUAUCUGUAAUGGCUUUGGCAUUUGGUGUGGCCUCAAGAUUUGUAAAGCACUGGAAAUGAGAGAAUACAAAUGGGUUGGUAUUAGAGAUAUAUCAUCUACUACAGGAAAAAUUAAAAGGGCCAUUCUACAAUUUACGCCAGUUCAAUGGACGCCAGUACGGUGGCUAGACCCCACAUGUACUUAUAUGAGGUUCUUUGCACUCAGUCAACUCGUUGUAUUUUGGCAGAUAUCAGAACUAAACACAUUUUUCUUAAAACAUAUAUUUCAAAUGCCACCCUCACAUCCUCUUGUUUUAGCUAGACUGUGUCUAAUUGGGGUUAUAGUUGCACCUUCAGUAAGACAAUACUAUACUUAUGUUACUGAUCCAAGAUGCAAACGUGUUGGAACCCAAUGUUGGGUGUAUGGUGCGAUAAUGGUAACGGAGUCCAUGCUAUGCAUUAAGAACGGCAAGGAACUGUUUGGACAAGCGCAAGUGUGUAAUGUGAUUGUAUGGCUAGUCAUACAAAUUCUAGUCUCAAUUGGCUGUGUAUAUGGAGUUGUGCUUUAUCAUAGAUAUUUUGAGCCAAUUAAAGAAGCUGUUGUAGAUAGUCCUAAGAAAGAAAAA